Molecule: messenger RNA, 165 nt
Organism: Cryphonectria parasitica EP155
Lineage: Eukaryota; Fungi; Ascomycota; Sordariomycetes; Diaporthales; Cryphonectriaceae
Exons: 1
Source: RefSeq, a predicted model, not a curated record
UGCUAUAACAACAACUGCUUAAUAUACCUCUCGAGUAAGAAAGGUUCAGAAUGGUUUCCUCAGAAAUCUAAGCGCUAUAAGCAGAUAGCAAUAGCAGAGCGAGGAUAUACGCUCAGCACAACUACAAGCAGCAACAACUCGAACUGCUCCGAUAUUACUGAAUGA